AUGGAGUACCCAGAUUUUGCCUUUUCAAUGCCGACGUGCUAUCAACUUGGUAUCCCGAGUGAAAACGCACCGCUUUCUCAACUGCCCCCCUAUUACGGACCUCCAAUGACUAUGCCGAUACCACAUCCCCUGUACGAUUACAAUCUGGAGCCUGCUUUCAUAAGGAAAAGGAACGAGCGCGAAAGAAUUCGAGUGCGCCAUGUGAACGAAGGCUACGCACGACUUCGGGAACAUCUCCCAGACGAGCCCACGGAUAAGCGAAUGUCAAAAGUAGAGACCCUCCGGGCUGCUAUCAGGUAUAUUAAACACUUGGAGAGUUUGCUUGAUGUCGGAAAAGAUGAAAAACAAGAUAAGACCAAGGAGGUAGAGAAAAGACAAGAAUCUUUAGAGGAAGAGAGGUAAAAAAGAACAGUUGAUUGAUUCUUUCCGAGCGACCGAUCGAGCCUACUGCAAAAAAGAACAUUGAAUUUUUUUUAGGAGAAGAUUUCAAAUUCCCAGUAAGGUCUUUCUAUUUUGUGUAAGUAAAUAUAUGCUCAGUCACAUGCAAUAUGGACAUCAGAACAAAUGACUGUAAUUUAAGCAGAAGAUUUACACCUUUUACAGGCAGGUAAAAGAACGAUUGGACUUUUGUUCUGGAUAUUAGCUGAACUCAUCUUAGAAUGUAGAGACAAAAUUGUCCAUGCAAUUUUCCGACUACAAACAUUUGCAGUUUAUAGAAAAAAUUUUUAAUAACUAAAUUGUAUCUAAGUUUAACUUUGUGAAUUUGCAUAAUGUAGUUGGAAUAGUGUAUUUAGCGGACAAAAUCUCUCUCUUAAAUGCAUUCUUCAGUUAGUUUAAGUUCGCCUUCGAAACGGUUAACUUGAAGCUUAAUUUGUGGACGGUGUUACGAUGAAAACACUUUGUCGAUUUGACGCCUUGUUGGCUUUAACCACUGGCGCGCUCAUCAGUUUUCAAUGGUUUAUAAUUUAAAUGUUAAACUUUUGUAACAUUCGAAAGUUGACGCAGCGCAAAGAGAAACAAUAAUUGUGCAUAAAAUGUUAAUGGAAAAUCAGGAAGCCGCUCAAUUUAACAGAUAAUGGUGGCAAAUAAUUACGCGAGUACAAGCCAAAUGAAUAAAAAAUAUCUUUUAAAACAAAAAAUAUAUAUUGCCGUUUUAUUAAGAAAGAGAAUAAGUGAUGUCCUUAGACCAAGGGCCGCGCGACGUUGAAAUACGUUUUCUUGAGAUAAACGAUUCGUGAAAAGGUCAUUGCGGAGAACAAUAAUUAGCGAGGUUGUCCAGCUAUACUGCGCAUGUCACAGAUCUCGGCCUUUGUUGCUUAAUCCAGCUGUACUAACAAAUCGCAUAUAGGUUGUUCAACUUUGACGCACUCUCCUGGAAGAUUCCUCUUUACUCCCACUUGUAUUUUAUGCUGAAUGGUUCAGAGGUUUUAAACUUAAAUUCGCUUUCCCAUUACAAUACCUAACGAAGUAUUUGGCAUCCUAGGUGACAAAGAAUAAAGAUAUACAAUGGUAUGGCUAGUGUGUUCCUCUUAAUUAAGCGCCAACAAAGUGCGUUCUUUCGCUUCGCUUACAUCACUCAGUACUGGCAUAAACCAAAGGGUCUAUCGAGAAGAAUAAGUCUUAGUGUUAGCUAUCCUUUUGGCUUAUUUUCUCUCAGUAUUUUGUAGGGCUUUGUUUAUUUGUACAUGUUACGUUCCUUGUUUAAAGUUGAUAAUCAAGAACGAAUGCAACCAGGAUGUAACCAAAAGAUCUCAGACAAUCAUAUUUGCUUGAAGCGAGCAGCUUGGACUGUUCAGUAAGGCUUCAAAGCCACAAAGCACCGUUAAAGAAUUCUGAAACAGCUCUCCACUAAACUCAGAAGAUGUGCGAACUCUAGUGUUAAUUCUUUAUACUCCCUGACGAAAAUUCACUGCUACAUAGGCCUGAGAUUUUGGGUAAGUUUUGAAUGAAAUCGUUCAUGUUUUCAGGUUUUAUUUUAUUUUUUGUUUCGGUUCUUAAUGCCAAAGAUAACAAAGUUAUAUUACCUCCCGUAGUAGAUUUUCCGCUAAGAAACCCUUAUGUUUAAAAAUUCGCUAAGUGUUUCACAGUAAUUGCUUUAAGAAACGCUCUCUUUAAUUUCCGCGCUGAGUUGUCAUGCAAAUGAAUCAAUUAUCAAAACGAGAAGAUAAAAACAGAAUUAGGUUUAGAGAAUAUUUACCACAAGGCUGCUCGGGAUAAAAACUAAGACACACAAUUUUCUCGGUUUGCCUUUUAACAAAAUACAGGAUUAUCGGCCUAAAAUCCACAGCUUAGAGAGGGAUUUGGAAAUCACUAGUCAAUAGUAUUUUCUUCGUCACGAAACUUAAACUGAUGAAUUUAUUCGCGAUUUUCCUGUUUGUUUCAAACAACAUAAUAGAUUACAAAUAUCUUUGUCAUUAAGUUUUCUUUUAAUUUAAAAACAACAGAAAUGAGUCUUACAUUUCCCGUUUACUGCCUUCCAAAUAUAAAACGUACUCAAGUUUGGCUGAAGAAGUUGUCUUGCGGACUAAAUAUAAGUAAAAAACGGUCCUGAGAACAGAGACACGUGCGAUUUCCAGAACGGUUCGCGAAACCAAGAACAAACACUAAAUAUAUAUUUUUGGAUAAUAGCAUUUAAAUGCUUCAUUAACAAGCGCAAAGAGGCAAAUUGUGCAAGUAUUUCUAAGCUACUAAAUAUUUAUCCAAAAGGCUUCACAAAGUAUGCUUUGCGAUGGUUUUCUUUUUUUUAUUAAAAAAAAUAUAUUUUUUAUACAUUUCUUUUAGAUACUUGAGUGAAGCGAACAUCAAAACGUGUCUUAUGAGCAAGCCUUUCUUUUGUGUGAAAAUGAAACAAAAGACCUCAUUGUGCAAACUCACUUGACAGUUUAACUAUGUUGUUUUUCUUGCGGAAUUCCAUUUUUGGGAAAUUGCAAAGGUGCAUAUUCAGUGCCUAGCAACACAAACUUGUCCUUUGCCGACCGACAGCUUGAACUUUUCGCAAACAGUAUUAAAAACAAACACGAUGUAAAUUGCCAGAGAAUAGUUCUUCUAAUCACCGAUAAUUCAAGGCGAAAACGCUGCUGUGCUUAAUGAUGUAGCGCACAUUUGACCUAUAGUGGCUGGAAUAUAUAGUUUCUACAUCGCAAAAGAGUAUGCUUUAUAACUGUGCAAUCAACUAUUUCAUAAACGUUAUUAUUAAUCAGUACUAUAGCAGGAAAGCGUGGGUGAGAUUCGCUGAAUUGAAAACUCAUGCUUUCUUUUUCUUUCUCUUUGUCAUCGAAGAGCUUCAUUGGCAGACAAAAGAUUUGAAUAAACUCGACAAACAGAGCAUCACUGUUCCCUGUUUAAAAGAGCAAGUCCUUAUAGUACUGUGGCAGAGAAUACAUGACUGAAGAAGCUUCUUGUUUAACACAGAAUGUCUUAAGCAGCGUCUAAGUGAAAAACAGCACUUCACCCGUAGAUUCUAUAUUAUGUACAUGUAUUCUAAACUAAACUUCUCGCUUUUUCGGCAGCCAUGACCUUGUCCACGUGGUUUUGUUAAAAGGACAAUUUGUCACGCGAAAAAGCGAGGUUAAAUGGCGUUCCUGACUAGUAUUCAACAAAAGAAGUCAACACAAUGUUGAGAAAGAACUAGACUGCAGCAAACUAAGUGCUAUAUUUCGCUGUGCGCUUGUCUUUUUUUAAUGUGUGUAUAGAAUCCUUGGCGUUUUUGACUUUAAACAAAAAUGGGACCUUCAAAUGGUGUUUAAAGCUCCUGAAAAGAAAAUUAAAAAAUCAAUUCGGUCUUUAUUGUGGUCUGGCAAAUCAAAAUACAACUGGUAUCUUCGCGGUUGCUAUUUGUAAUCAGUGAAACUUAACCACGAGGCCCUUACAGUUAAGAGACAACUACAGAAAUCAGUGGAGGCAGACAAUACGAAAUCAUACGAAAUACGUGUCGCGAAAGUGAUAAUUCGUGAAGCUAUUUGCUAAUUUGACAAGACAGAUAGUCAUAGGGCAUACUUUGAAAAAACAAUAAUGACAGAAUAUAUGUCCCGUAAGGCUAGCAUGGCUUAUUGUUAAUUACUUAAACAGAGUUUUAAUGAGCUAAGGAAAGAUGAGAGGAAAAGCGAUAAAAUUGGGUGCGCCAGUAGCCCAUAACCCGGAGAGAGCAACUUCCAAGUCCUCGUGUCAAGACGCUUUCACCAACCUGUUUAUUUUUAAAACGAUUUUGGUGCUAAUUUGGAGUAUCAAUAAAGUCCCACAACAGUCAGCAAAACCUAAAGACCUGAAAAUGGCAUUUCUGACCCUUUAGUUUUCCUUUUUCAAAUCUUAUACUUUGAAUGCGCUAGUCUCAUAAAAGGAGCAAAGCUCCCAUUUUCGCGGGAAAAGUACUCUGAUGAUGAUGAUCUAAGUGUCAACUUUAAUAGUGGUGUAGAACCACUAAGCAGGGACACUAAAAUAAAUAAAUUAAUUAAUUAACUUAAGAUGAAAAACCAGAAUGUUAAGAAAUAAGAAAUCAAGAAAAACGUUAUACAUUAUGUGCAAAUAAGAAAUUCGUUAGAACUACAUACAAUAUGUACAAUAUGUAUCCAUAAUAUCAUAUUAAAUUAAGAACUUGAAAUAGAGCAGUUUGAGCAAUUAUAAUCUCCUAAUAGCAUACUAAGAUCCACUUUUCUGAUGUUAUAUUUGAAAGAGGACAACGGGGAAGCUUCUUUCACGUUACCAGGAACAGAGCUCCAUACCUUUGGGUCCAUGUACCUGAACGAGUGCUUUCCAAAGGAGACUGUGUUAAAUCUGGGUAUAGUGAAGUCAUGAUUGCGCAAUUGCAGGCCGGUCCAAUGAAGUGCAAAUGUACCUAAGACAUACGUUAUUUUUAACAUACGUUGUUUUUAACUUUAUACAUGAGAAUAGCUAUGUCCUGUAGUCGCCGGUUUUGUAGAGUAGAUAGCCUAGCCAUAGAUUAAUCUAUUAAAUGUAUCUAAAAAUAAGCCCGUCCGUGAAAAUAACGACGCAAAGAGGCUUAGUAUGUUAGUUUCUCUCUCCGGGUUAUGGGCUGCUAGUGCGCUGUCAGUGAAUUCGGGGGUUCUCCCAUCUGAAGAGAGGCGAAGAUGAUUGUCAUCUCUUUAAGGAAUGCAAAUUACAGAGUUUGGUGUCAAUGAGGCUGUUCCAGAUGGCACCCAAAUAUUUUUACUCAUGUGGGCAUCGCUUAAGGCAUUGUAUGACCAAUGAAAGAAGAAAGAAAGAAAGACUGAACGAGAGAGAUAGAAAGAAAAAAAAGGGAAGGAAGAGAAAAAGAAACAAACAAACAAUUGAAGAGAGGGAAGUGCCGAGCACCGAGCGCCGAGUACAGAUUUCCCCAUUUCAGAAACUAUAAGGGAAAUAGGUAGAUGCUUUCGGCGCAAUGAUGCCUAGGAUCAUUUGCUUUAGGUGAACAAGCGUUUAAUACUUAUGAUUGGUUAAUGGUUGCCUUGGAUACCAUCGACCAAUCAUAACUAAUGCUUGUCCACCCAAAAGAUCCUAGAAAUCACUGUGCUAAAAGCUUGUACCAAUCCUCCCUAGAGUUCUGACGUAAGUAUUCUACUGGCCUAUUGGUCUUCUGUCCGUUUUCUGAUUCUUAUCAUUGUUCAGGGACAAAAUAGAAAACUAACAUAAGAACAAUGAACUCCGUCGACCCCUCCCCCCUCCCACCAAGAGGGUAUUUAACAAAGUUUUAUAAGGGGAGGUUCCACCGCCCCGAGGUCCAACCCUUAACCCUUUUAUAUACCUUCGUUGAUAACUUGUAAAUGUACCGUUUAAAUAUAAAUGAAUCACAAAACCAAAUCUUUUCCUCGACUUUUUCACAGCCAUAAAUGCACCUGUUCAGCAAGUGAAAUUCUCCCGUAUAAGCUAUUAUAGGAAGUACCGCCCAUGCGCGGGGUCGGCCCUGCUUCUACAAAUUGAACUUUGACUUUUUUGGAAACAAAUGAGUUAUAACGAGUACUUUUUUAAUUUUAGUAAUGUAUGAAUAAUAUUAUUAUUCAUUCAAAAUAUUCAAAGUAUUUCCCCAAUUCUGACUGGCUAAAAGAACACGCGUAAUUCACCAUAACCAGUUACUGGUGACCAAAUUUGGAAGAGUUUCCUAGAGGUUUUUCUUGAUUUUUCUUCGCGAAAGAGAGAGCAAGCCACCAGCGGAGUCGCUUCGCGGCUUGCUCUCGCGAAGAAGAAUCAACAAAAACCUCUGGGACUAGGGUAUGUUUAACGAGGAAAUGACCUACAGGUUAAGGCACCGUUACCGAGAAGAUCUGGGGAAAAGGUUGAGUUGUUUUGGUUGUGAAAACAAAAAUGGCGCACACUUCACCCGUUUCAAGAGUAAGAACUACAGCUGGAAAUUGGCGAAAUAAUAGAUAAAAACAUAGCAAAAACAGCAAGAAGACAACACGGAGGGUGAGCGACAUCUGCUGUUUGGUGAAUAUUUGCGGAGCUGGAAAAACCUUAACGUACGCUAUCGAAGAUGAACUUAACAUCGAUGCAGGUAAGCAUGUUUUAGCUAUGUUUUUAAACUAGGAAUUAUUUUGAAUGAAUAAUAAAGCGAUUAAUGAAUUCGGCUUUCGUAGGAUAAGAAGAAUUAAGCAGAUCUCGGAGGGUGUUAACCACCUCAGCCAUAACACCCUCCUCGAUCGGCUUAAUUCUUCAUAUCCUACGAAAGCCGAAUUCAUUAAUUGCUAAAUAAUCUACCCGCAUAAUACGGACAUUUCGUUAUUAUACGGACACUUUCUGGGGUCCCCUCGGUGACCGUCAGUUUGGAGUUCGAAUGUAAUAGAAAGCAAGAGUGACGUGUUGUAGAUUUCAGCGUUUAAAAGCGUCCAAAAACCAUAAGCAGAAAAUUUUAAGGUUUCCAUUACACGGCAGCAGACGAAUUUUCGACCGGUUGAAAAUAUGCGCGUUUAGGUGUUCUGUUCAUACUCUACCACCUUAACCGUACUGAAAUAUAGACGCUUAGCAAUUCAAAGUUCCGUGUGAACGGUUUUGUGCGAUGGACGUGUCCAGUCAAAUUAUUCGGACGGUCAGACUGAUUGGCCCAGUGCCGUGUGAACGUGACUAAGUUGAGGUAGCAAAGCAUUAGCUGUGAACUUGCAUUACACUCUUUCGUUUUAAUUUUGGCCGUCUUCGCAAGUUUUUUUUUGGGACGGGGAAACAAGAUCACACAUUUUUUUCCUUCUUUCAUUCAUGAACUCAGGUGCGGCCGCUAACAAUUACAACUCGCUGCAUUAAACAAAUUGAAAGAACGCAGUUCAUUUCCGUCAUUUUGCUACAAAACAGGUACGUUUUAGCGGAAGACUUUCAUUUGUGAUCAAAGAAGUGGAUUACCUGAUUCAAAGAAGUGUCAAGGGACCGAAAAAAAUUGUGAUUACUUAAAAUCAGAUGGGUGUUAAUGAUAAAGGUACCUUAUAACUGAUGCCAAAAAUGUCAUUCGUCACUUAGUUAGACUGCAUAAAUAACAGUCUGUAUUUUUGUGUACGUCAAAAAUGAGGCCGGCUUUUUUUUCUCUCCCUCAAUAAAGGCUUGCGCGUUACGCGGGGAGCGUAAAAAAAUGUUUUGCUUUUCGAAUUCUGGGCAACUUCUUAUGUUACUAGACAAUAGAUAGUGUUCAAAAAUUAUAACAGAUCAAACUGGCAAAAUGCAAUUGAAACUCCUUUGAAGCACAUUUUCUGUUUUAUGGUUUGGUCAAAACAGUCACAUACGGUCAGUUUUCUAAACAUUUCUUCGCACAUCGAGAAAAAAAUUGUGGGGCGCUAUCCUCAUUGGUAUGCCUUUGGUUUGAAAAGGCAAUUCAAGUGGUCAGCGGUGGGUUGAUAAUUCAAAAUGGCGGUGUACCACUCCCCCCGUACCAGAUAAGGGUUGACAUACCCCGACAAGAAAAAUAGGAACCAACCCCGCUGGUUGUACAGAACGUCCGUGGAACAGCCGAUCUUAAUGUGUCUGCAACUCGUUUAAGCAGGCUAGGAUUGAAUGCUGAAGGAACAACGAAAAAGGGUUUUUUGGCAGGUUAAUUAACAACUUCUUGAGGAAAAUAUGAAAAGCAACGUGAAGAUUUUAACAUUUUGGGGGUAACUUUUGAGCAACAUUUAUAUUUUGGGGGCAAUUUUUAGCAACUUUUUGAGAAAUUUUGAGCAUCUUUUUAAAAAAAUUUGGACAUCUUAACGCCCUAGAAUCCCUCACGCCGGCGCUUCGUUCGCGCCUUGCAAAAGCGAUUAAAAAAAUACAAAACCUACUGCUUCACAGUCUAAGUGGACCCCAGUGAAUAAAGAAUUACGAAGGGAUUGGAUUUGCAAUGAGGUGUGUUAUGUCAAAGUCCUCUUCCAUAAGUUUUAAUUGUUAUAAAUGAGGCCAAUACCACAAGAAUUUGGAUAUUUUUGAAAUUAAAUCAUAUAUUUCUUUUUUAGUUUUACACAAACCGGACUUCCGUCCACAUCUUUUUUAAUCGCCCCCUCCCCCCCCCCCCCCACAGUCGAUUAAUCAUGUGAAAAAGGAAUACCCAGGGGGCGCCCCCGGCUUUUUCCUCGGGGGAAGGGACCCCCUAAGACAGGCGGUAACGCUUUGUUGUGGAAAAAAAAUAUAAAAAUGAAAUAGAAAAGAAAAGAUUUUUCACCAGCGCAAAAAAAAACGAAAAAGCAUUAGAUUUGUAAUAAGUGGGUGUUUUGUUAAAAAGACCCUUCCUAAAAUUUUAUUUUUUUUAAAAAGACCCAAAACCAAAAAAAUUUGUGUUUUUUUUAAAUUAAAAAAAUUUUUUUUUUUUUUUUUUUUACACAACCCCCCUUCCCCCCCCACUUUUUUUAUACCCCCCCCCCCCCCCCCCCCCACCAAAGAGUCGAAUCUGGGUAAAAAGAUAUGCCAGGGGAGGACCCAGGAUUUUUCUUAGGGGGAAGGGCACCACUAAGGAAUGGCGUAACUGACUGGUGACGUAAACAAAUUAUAAAAUCGAAUACGAAGAAAAAGACUUUUGACCAGGCAAUAAAAUAACGUGAACUACUGAGAAUAUAUAUCAAACGAUACAGCAGAUUUUGUAUAACUGUAUUAGGAAGCCACAGGUCAUCUCGAGGGGGGGGGGGGUGAGCACACCCUGUACCCUCCCCCUAGAUCCGCCCAUGUAUGCGGUUUUAAAAAUGUCCUGAUUCGUGUGGACGGAACCUGGGUAGCCUGUGUUGCAGCCGACCCACGUACCGUCUACACCAUUGGUAGUGUCUAUACGCUCUAUACAGGCGGCUGCAACGACGCAGGCUAGGCCUGAGUUAGGGUGCUUUCCAUUUGUCAGAACUGACCGGCCAGACCAUUCCCGUCGCGAUGAGAAUUUCCCUUUUAUAAUCAAAACUCUCCAGCCAGAUGAGUCAAAUCCUAAAUAGUAUGCACCAUGGAGAUGAUUUUUCAGCAAAAAAUCUUGGAAAAAGCCUAUUUCAUUUUCAAACUGACUGGUCAGGCUAUAGUCCGGCCAGCCAGUUCUGAUAAAUGGAAAGCCGCGCCCUUAUAGUGUCAUUCGUUAAACCGUAAAAUCCAGAUAUACGUUACGUUAUAUCGGGAUCUUGUUCUGUAUGAUUGUAACGUCACUGUAUGUCCGAUCGUCCAGCCUGGGCAUGCAAGCCAAUGUAAAGUGUCACAUUCACCGGUUUUAAUGCUGCGUUUUUGUCGAGAAAUUGUGUAAAUUGCAAACUGACCUGUAGGACCUGUAAGGGGAAUAAUGAGAUGUUCAAAUUUCAAUUAUUCCCGCUCGAAAAUUACUUGAUCCCAUUAUCCCAGUCAAAAAUAAUGAUUAUAUAUUCCUUUCGGGAAAAAAACUUCUGACUUCUGACAAAGGAAACCGUUAUUCCAUCAUCCCCCGACUGAAAAGGCCUCAUUAGUUGACGUAAAUAUUAACUUCUGUAUGAAUUUAUAUCAACUGAUGAGUUUCGAAGGUGGCCUUUGCCUUUCUCUGGAGAAGUUUCGAAAUAUUCAGAUAUAAGCAGGUUGUAAGGUAUUGUAACGUCUAGAAAAAGUGUUUAUGAGAACAUGGGAAGUGGUUUUUCCUGUUUAGAAGUUCUCUAGGAACAGGAAUUCCGUGGAGAACAGCUGAAAUAUAGUGAGAUUGAAAUACUUUGAAACUUUUCGAAGGUUAAUUCUAACCUCCAUUUUUGCCGGUUGACGGUUAAUUUUUAGGCCCUUUGACGGCUGACGGAAAACCCCAUUAAGACCCUCAUUUGACACAAGUUCCAUUCGUUCCCUUCUUUCGCCAAGAUUUAUGGCAGCCCAGAGCCUGGAGCUGGUGAAUCCUUGUGAAAACUCGAGAAUGGGGCAGCCUGCGAAAACAGCCGAUAUUUGGCGACGCUACCAUUGGUUUCCCCGCCAAAUGGCGUCUAAGGAAAGAGCGUAGAAAUUCCAUACUGAUGACGCCUCACUACCCAGAUCUGGGUAGUGCUUCUAAUUGGUUGAAUCAAAUUUCCCGAGAGGCACGACCAAUCAGAAGCACCCGGCCCAGAUCUACGUAGUGACGCGUCAUCUGUAGUGGAUUUCUGUGCUCGUUUCUCAGACGUCAUUUGGCGGGAAACCCAAUGGUAGCGUCCCCAAAUGUCGCCUGUUUUCUCAGGCUAAUGGGCUCCUGAUUUCGAGCUAUCUGAAAAAAAUUCCAAUGGAAAAAAGGGACUAGCUUUUCAACGUUUCACGUAUUCCGCUGAAUCUUCCAAUUGAAUUCCCGAGAAACGUGUGUUUCAUUUAUAUCUAAACCGAAAUUUUCUGAAUCUCUUGGUUAAUGAAAAGUGUUCUCUUUCUUCUCGCUGUCCUUUGUUUCUCUGUUAGGAACUCCCCGCCGGGGUCUCAGAGGAUGCUAACUUAUUAACAAAGAAUGACAAAUGAAAAGGAAAUGGAUGUUUGUAAAACAAAUCAAAUUAAAAUUGGUCACUCUCUAAUAAAUUCAAAUUAAUUUGUGUAAGAUUCGUUUCUGAAUAUACAGAAUGCUUCUCGGGUGAUAUGACAUAUGAGUGACAGUUCUUGCAAUUCGUUCAAGGAUUCGGGUCCUAAGGUCGAUAUGAUUAUAAUUAAUGACAAAAUGAAAUGAAGGUAAUGUUAGAAAUUCGCUUUGGUGUUCAUAGUCGGCUACUAAUAAAAUCUAAGUGAUAGUUUUCUUCACGGCAAAUAACUUUGUUAAAACUAGGUAAGACAUUAAUUCUUCUUGGCAUUUUACAAUAAAGGAUGAACUUUUUUUUACCGGAGUACUGUAUGGUUUUUUAGUUACGUAAAAGAAAACGAAAACUGAGUUAUAAAAUAAAGGCAAAGGACACCAUUUGCAAACCAAAUACUUGAACUCAAAUAUAUACACGCGUAUCCGUUGAGUUAUCGGAGAACAAACGUCUCUAACUUAUAAACGAGAAACUGGAAAAUAUUUGAAAUCCUUUUUUUCCAGCCACUGUAGCCAUUUGGUUUUAAAUGUGAUUUAUAUAUGUGUUUUAUAUACGUUCCUACUAUUUUCUUUGUGUGUAAACAGUAUAAUCUUAUGAGAAAGAGUAGAAAACAUUUUCCCUCAAUUAUUCUUACCACAUUUACUCAAAGUCAAUGCGCUCAAGUUUAAUUUUUACCGGUCACUUAGAACUUUUCAAAACUGAUAUUACUAAUUUUUAGACGAAUCGCAAAGAAUAUAGUUAACACGCAUAAUGCGUUAUGUAGACGAACUAAGAUAAGACGGCCGCCAUUAGUGAGCAAACUCUUGCCUAUUUCUUCGCAGACGGAUUAUGUAGUACAACAACAGCUAAUAAAUGGAUUCCACUUUAACGUAAAUGAAAUUUGUACUUCGCGUACAGUUUCCCCACUGAUCAGUAUUCUUUCACGGCAUUCGCCCGAACCUUUCGUCGCUAACUCUUUUACUAUUCUUAAUUCAAAUUUUUGAUUUAUCGGUAACAUUAAGCUUUUUUAAUGAAUGCAAAUUUCAAGAAAUCGAGGACUGAAUCCUCUCAUAAGCUGUUACGUAUACUGACGGUUAAAAUUUUGUUCUGAAGGAAAUUGUCUUGAUAACCGCGUGUAGCGUAUUGUUUUACAGUGAGAAAUUUCCUGAUUUGGACGCCUGCAUUUAUCCAUAUCGUUUCCAGGCCAGAUAAUUACGGUCCAUUAAUGUUUGAGAUAUUUGAAAAGAAUAAAUCUUUUUGGCAACUCAUUGAAAAGUGAAAAAAUUAAGGAUCGCUUUAAAAGCCACUAUUACUAGGAAACAGACAACCGAGAGUACAAAAAGAACUUUAAGUUUCGCUGAUUUAACAAUGCAUUUUGUUGAAACAUCUGAACAGAAUUCCAUAGCUUUUGUUUUCCCAGACCUUUUGUUCUCGCAUCAAAAGACAAUUUAUUUAAGCCAUUCACGGAAAGACAAAACCGCCGUAGUACCAGCGAAGUCGUGGUCCUCUCUCGUUGCUUUAGUAUACCAGUUAACGGAUACGAUGACCAUAUAUACCUGAAGACUCAACUGCUUGUCUCAGAAUUUAAAGGUGAAGCGAUGCUGAUUUUAAUAUUCUGGCGUUAAGAGACCGCUCUGAGAGACCUAGAAGUGCAGUCAUAUGUCAGUCCUUUGGAACACUGUGUAAUAUUUUUCUAGUUCCUGUGGGAAAAUAGGAAGAACAUCGUAUGGUUAAUUUUGAGAGAAAUACUCCGAUAAAACAGUACAUUUAAAAAGAAACACGUACGACAUAGUUUAUCUUACAUGACCAUUUUUAAUAUAAAUUCAAUUUUACCUGCAAUGAUCGAAUGUUUUUCUGAAUUGCCUCAGGCAUAACCACUUUUUGUCCAAAAGAAUUUCUGCCUUUCGCGAUUAUGUUAUUAUUAUUUUCAUGACUUUGUGUUUCUAAGAGUGGAGUUUGCAAUUUUUCCCUUCCUUUUAUUUUACACACGCCCAAGGAUAACCAACUUUCAGCGACAUUAUAAAAUAAAUAAAAGUAAAACCCAAGAGUAGAAUUCUAAUACAAGGCUGUCAGUUUUGUCUGAGGGUUUUGCAUUUUAAAUGCAACAUCUUUACUAUUCAUUCAAUUCCGGCCGUUUAAAUCGAUUCGCUUUCCAUUCUCUGACUGAGAUAGUGCGCCGGACACCAAAUCCUUUAGUUGUUUCGUAACAUUUACUACGCGGAGAGCAGGUAGAUUUUACCACCAGUUAAAAAAGCACGUGCAUCAUUUCAGGUACUACUAACUAAGAAAAAUUAAAAUUUUCUUGUUUAAAAAUUUACGACUACACACUGUACUCACCUUAAAGCUCCGACGUAUUUAUGACUGACCAGCGACCCAGGUUGUUAUGUUCUUACACUCAUUUUCCGAAUUUUCCCCAGAAUUGCUGGUCAUUGAAUCGUGUUCUGUUAUGAGAUCUUGUAAAUGUUUAAUAUAAGCUACUGCACAGCGCAGAGUCUCGACCUUGGACAGUUUCUUCUUUUCCGGAAAAUACGGAAUAUGUUGGCGAAGACACGAAAAUCCGUCGUUAACCAUCCGAACUCUGUUCCUCUCGCGUUCAUUUCGACGCGCUACGGCGGAAGGGUCCACCUGAAAGGCCAAACUCGCGGGCACGCAGGCCUUUUUCUUGGAGCGCUUUUUUACAAGUUCGUCAUCUGUGCGUUCGUCCGCUGGCAGAGACCUUUUCCUGUUCAGAAGCAAGACGUCUGUGGUUUUAAUAUCGCGCCGCGAGGAUUCACUCGUAUCAAACAAGCCGUUCACAUUUUCGGCCAAAACUAGAAUGUCUCCGCCUGAUUUCGAAUCCAUCUCACUCUCUGGCGUGUAUGUACCAUUUAAAAUCUGACUCAGAUGUGAAAAGCCAAUCCGGUAUCACUAACUAAUAACAAAACUCAGAGGCUAUUUACCAGUUCUCAUGUAUAAUUUAUUUCUUUGUUGUGUAAAUCCUAUCUUUAUGCGAAUUGAGGAAAGUACCGGAUGCAAACAGUCCUUUAGUAUGUCUUAUUCGCCGCGCCACAGAAACUCUCCAAGAACAAAAGAAAUGAGAACCUAGCAAAAUUCACAUGCCUUAAAUUUUUCUUCUCAGAAUUAAUGAUGAGGCAGCCAAACAAGCUGCUCAUUUCCAGGCGCAAGUGUUAAAUGUUUCAUUUAACGUUCCUAAAUUAAACAUUGAUUUUAUAUAUUUUUUUUAGUAAAAGAAAACGACAAGCUUACCAAUUAAAAAACGUUUUAUCUUGACCCACAAUCAAAAUUCAUUUCUUGAUAUAAAGUCGCACAAUUAGCGACGAUCCAAUUAUAAUUCUUCCUGCUAAAUGUUUCGUUCCGAUUCCAGAGUAGAUAUUUUUGCCACAGUUUGAUUUAUUACGAAAAAAAAAACCAGAUUGUUUACUUUUAUAGAUAUCUCUUUAAGAAUUAUUCAAUUAACUCGUGCUUUUAUGAAAGCGAGCAGGUGUUUAUGAACGCAUAACUCUUCUAUUGAAUUGCACAGUGGCGUUUUAAUGAUGCAUACGUGCGUGCGUACGUACGCCUUUUUGUUUGCCAGAUAGAGCAGGAAUUGAGUGUAUAGUGGUUAGAUAUUCAUCAGAUGUCCUGAAUGUAAAGGGAAAAAGGGCGCAUUGGAGGGAGAGGGGAGGGGGGGAAGGUAAGCGAAGAGAUGGAUGACAUUUAAGACUAAUGGCUAUACACGAAGUCCGCAUCGACGACUUGGUUCUAUUCGAUUCUAUCGAGAAGGCUGUUAAGGCCCCGUUACAUGGAAAACAUUAGAUAACAAUGUCCUCAACCAGGUUGUGGCGUCCAGCGGUUUUAAUGAAAACAAAGGUAGGUACUUCAUAUAUGAUUCCUAUAGUGUACCGAGACAUAGAUUCUUAUAGUGUACUGCGUCUAGGUAAGUGAAGUAGGCCAAGACAGUAAAGCAACCCAAGACACACAAGCAAGACAAGUACCUCGGUACACUAUAGGAAUCAUAUAUAAAGUACCUACCAAAGCAAGGGUUUGGGUGGGGUGCUCAGUCUCGCGGGCUCAAAAACCUGGUCUCGGUCAUUCUUAUUUAAGGAUUUUUCCGUUAUACACGAUCAGAGAGAGAGAACGAACUCAUCUGAGGGCGAGGUUGAAUUGGACACUAAUAAAGGCAAAAACACCUUAAAUCGACAAACCGAAGUGAAGUGCCGAAUAUUGUACAAACCUGGAUAAGUAAAAAAUCGUGAGCUUUGAUCUAGUGUCAUUUAACUGCUUUUCUAUCAGACAUUUGUUGCCCCUCAAAAAACGACGGGUUCUGCAUGCGAGAAGAGAAAACAAGAAGAGAAAAAGAUAUGUGUACAAAAGUGACGUUGGUACAUGCCAGUCCUAAAUAUGCCGCGCUCCUUUUAUUGAUAGAAACGGGUACCAAAUACAAGAAGAUGCUUCUUGAAGAGCUUUGAUCCGGCUUCUUGAUGAGCGGAUGGGAACGUGGAAAAAAACUUCAUUUAUUUAGAUUAGCUUAUUUUCCAUGAGAAAUUUAAAGAUGUCGGUUUUUAUCAAAUGAGUCUGUAAGAUGGCCACUGAGGGAUGGAGAUAACGUUAGUGCUUCGUCAAUUCGCUUUAGAUCUGACGGAGGGCUUCCGCUCAGCUUCUCCUACGGUGGCCAAUCUGCCUUAUGAACUGUCAGUUGAUAACACCAAAUUUGCGGAAGCAGCCACCCCCGGGGUGGGUGGGUGGGUGGGGGACUUCGCAUAUGAAAGGGUGGAGAUGCUCGUAGGAAAUUUUGAAUUAAACAACUAAAGGAGACCGAUCUGGGCGUGGACCAAGCUUUUCUUGACCCCUAAAAGAGAUCAUGUUAAAACACAGACAAAUGAGAAAACUUGGAUUAUAUGAAUGGAGUAAAUAAAACGAAUUAAAAAUAUACAUAUCAAAUAUAUAUAUUUAUAUUUUUUCGCGUGCAACCCUAAACGAGACCUUCACGGCUAAAUAUGAUGGCGUUUUGCCCAGAACACCUUAAGUGAGACCAAAAUCCGAAAUUUACACCCCUAAGCGAGACGACGAGCAUCCCCACCCCUUUCAUUAUGCGCAGUCCCCCCCCCCGGGCGGCCAUCUACAAAAAAAAAACAAAAAUUUCCCAGUAAAAUUACUGCAAUCGCCAACUCUUGUAAACGACCACCUCUUGUAAGCGACCCUGACCACUGUUUAGGAUGACGGCCUUAGAAUUUUCCUUCUUUUUAUCCUCCUGUGUUUCGAACGUUACGCAACAGUGCCCGAUGGUCAUAUUUCGAGCUUGGACCACCUGUGCUAGAAAGAGACUCCUUGUGGUUCGAUCUCGUAAGGGACAACUAAAUCUUCGCAUCCCCAGUCGGUGGUCGCUUACUGGAGGAGUUCGCAAAUUAUUGUUACAGUUGAUUCAGGGGCGGAUCCAGGAUUUUUUUUAGGAGGGGGUGCACUCGUCUCUUGCUCUACUUCAACACCAAUAAACCACAUAGUUUUUUUUUUUUUUCAGAAUAGCCGUUGUAUUAAAAAACCGCAGGUCAUCUUUGGGGGGGGGGGGGGUGGGCCCCCCCCCCCCCCCCCCCCUCCACCCCCCCGCGGGGCUUGCCCUUCCUCCCCACCUGUUUAAUAAUAGUCUUGUUGCAAACGAAGACCCAAACACUUUAUUUAGGUGGGUGUGGGGGGUGUUCUGUCUUUUUUUUUUUUGGGGGGGGGGUUCUCGUUUUGUUCUUUAUAUAACCACAAAUAACCACCUUUUUUUUUUUUUUUUGACAGGGGGGCGGGGUUUGAAGAACCCCCGUGGCAUCUGCGGGGGGGGGGGGGGGGGGUGCGCACCCCCUGCACCCUCCCCCUAGAUCCGCCCCUGUGAUUUUCCGUUAUUUAUCGUGAUCAUUUCUUUCUAUCUAGUUAUUAACCUAUUUUAUUUUAUAUAAAACACCAUGUACUGUUUCUUUUUGGCAGUUGCCUGAUGAUUGCUUCUCAUGAAGCAUGAAACUCUGAGUAGCAAGUAAAUGGUUUUGACCUAGUUCAAGUCUACGUAUAUAUAUAUAUUAAAUCUAUUUUAUUAUGUUCCUUUCUUUUUUAUGCAAGAUGCAAGACCAUCGAUGUAAAUGGUAUUGAGAAAUAAACAUUUUUGUUGUUGUUGUUGUUGUUGUUGACUGUAUUUCACUCCACCACCGACGCAACAUCAAAGUUCUUUAAAAACUAACCCUUCAUUCUUUCAAGAGAAAUUCCCGACGAAUAGUUUAGUAGAGACGUUUUCACUCCCGUCUCCAGCCUAUUCCCACGCAUCAAUACUCUUAUCGAAGGAUUGGUACUAUUCUAUAGCCUACCUCGAAGAGUGAAGAAAUAUUGUAGAUCUCAUGGUCAUUAUUUUCCUGGUAAAUCUUCAGUUUAAUGGUCUUUAAUUUUAAGUAGUACUCAAACUCGCCGUGCGAACCACAGCACGAUUUCAAUUCUGAGUAUCAUAUUUUCAAGUAUACGAACUUGAGGCAGUGCAAGAAAGAAUGUCUCGGCUUGGGCAGUGAUUACAUUCAACUGUGUCUUAACGGACACAUCUACAAGACGCACGGACACCUCUUUAAGACGGACGCUUUUAAUAAGACAGACACCUAGUGUUGGUCCCUGCCGUUAAUGUUCUUCAGUCAUUUUACUGUAAUUAUACUCUCUAUAAGACGGACACCUGGUGUUGGUCUCCGCCGUUUUUCAGUCAUUUUACUGUAAUUAUACUCUCUAUAAGACGGACAUCUCUCUAAGACGGACAACGGACACUUUUGAAACCGUCAACGGACAAUUGUGAAGUGCCUUAUGUACUGAGUAAAUAAUACCUAAUAAUAAUAAAUAAUACCUCAAAAUGUUGUUGUUCUACAUGAAGUAAAUUGCAAAAUGUUUGAUAUUUUUAAGUCUUGCUCCAGUUCGAAGAGUGCAUACUGUUACGCUCUUAGACCACGAAGCCGUGAACGUUUGCUUGAAAUGAACGUUUGAUUGCACAAUGAGAAAAUAAUUGCUCUUUCUGUUACAAUGUUCCAGUCUUAGCUGUUUUGUGUUAGUUAAACCGACGUGUAUUCAUUGCCAAUAGGUUCAACUUUAAAAUUACUGGUGUCACGUUACCUCGAAUCCCUAUAAGAUGGACACCUCUCUAAGACGGACAGUAAGGGCAGAUCCCGAAGGUGUUCGUCUUAGAAAGGGUUGACUGUAUUAAAAAACACAAGAAGAACGGGCCCUUCCUCUUACCUGGUAGUCCUUGGUAGUCCUGUGCGAGCUCGCUUAUUGUUCCCAGUUCCCGCUCAUACUUCCCGCUCUUUUUCAAUGGAAAAGGCCUGUCGGAUUUUGCCUUCGUCGACCGGGAGAGCGACGUAUGGUUUAAUCCAGCUUGUUUUGCCGUGAGUAGUCCGUAAACCUUCUUUUUUUCAAUCCAAAAAUAUAGUUAGUGCGCUGAUGUGAUAUAAAAAGCCGUAUAUAUGAUAAAAACUCCACGCACGGUGACCAUUAUUUCACAUAUCAAGCUUACAGUUUAAAUAGGCCCGGUUCAAACGUCGAAUUUCACAUGUGCCGAACUUAACGGGAGAGUUAAUUGCAUGUGAAGUGCGACGUUUGAAUCGAUUAAAUUCGACUGUUUAAAUUAAAUGCGACGUUUGCCGUAUGUGCGACUUUAACAGUCGAAGAUUCAACUUUAAUUAGGUUCGAUUUUGAUUCAAACGUCGCAUUUCACAUGUGCCGAACCUAAUGCAUGAAUUUUAGUAAAUUAUUAUUAUAUUACUGGGAAUAUAAUAUUGACAGCAAACACAGUUAAUUUCGACAAAGUUCAGAGAGUUAAAUUCGACGUUUGAAUCAAGUUUCGUAUUUAACUAUUUUAGUCGCCUAAAAUAGGAAUAAUUAAGCUCGGCACAUGUGAAAUUUGAUGUUUGAACCGGGACUAAGUUUUUUUGAUGUUACCUAAACUGUUUAGGUUACAUCAUUUAGACUUAAGUCUUCUAUAUGAUUUUUUAACCAGGUUAAUGAGAAAUAUCAGUUAAAGCUUUGAACUGGCUGAACAUUGGUCUGUUUUAAAAUGUGUAACAUUCAGUUUUCGAUGAGAUAACAAACUCAUCCUUGUGAAAGGUUUGAACCCAGGAGUCAUUUCAAAAGGUUGAGUUUGAUCGUCCUGGUGAACGUAGUCCCGAAUAGGACUGUUGUUGUUGACAGUGACUGACGUUUCGACAACCUGUGCGGUAGUCAUCUUCAGAGUCCUUCUCGCGAUCGGCUUCAGAUUUUUGCCAGCCGAGCACACUAACAGAAAUUCAUUUCAACAGAUCCUGAUCUAGAGAUGCAACAUCAUGCCAUCAAUAGCUGGUAAACAAGAAGUGCCCAGUACAUUCUCAUUUGAAAGUGUGGAAGAUGUAAAAGUUGUGGAAUUUUGCCCAUUUGAGAGUGCGGCAGGCGUGAUUGCUUACUGUGGGGAAAACAGAGUAUCUGUGGGCAUGUGUCUUUUUCAAGAGGAGUCCCAAGAUAGUCACCUUCCUUUGUUACAGUUUCAGCACAUUACAGACUUUCACCAUGGAACAAGCGUUCAUGCACUCGCUUGGUCUCCAAAAACAAAUGUCCAACACUUGCCAUAUUCCUUUCAGUAAGUACAGAAAGUAAUGGUUUAAUAAAUAAUAGCAAGCAUCCCAUCUCCUCAACCCCACUGAGCAUUAAUUGUUGGGAAUUUUGCAAGUUCUUUGUUCCCAUGCUGGUGAUGGUGAGGAAUUUAUUGUCAAAGGUUUGUGUGGUGGUAGGGAAUUUGUCAUUCUUGAUUUUCAUAUUUUCCACCACUUUUACAAAGGAAAAUGAUCAAUAUCAUAUAAGGAGUACAUGUAAGCAGAAUGUGGUGGGGGUUUACUAUGCUCAAACAAAACCUAAACAAAGUCCUUCAGAGCUAAGUUUGUUACUUUCACUGGUCAAAGUUAAAUGUAUUACCAAAAUAUUUUUAAAAAAAAUACUAAGACUGCAUAAAGUCUACAUGCAAAAAGUGCAUGAACCUACCAAAAAGAGUAAAACAAUUAUGUCAACACUAAAACUAUAAAAAUUACCUAGACUACUUAAAUCGUAAAAAACUGGUAUUUUGGAUGAUUUUUGCUCUAAUUUUUCCACAUAAAAUCACAAAAAAGCUUUCUGAAAUAAAAAUGUCUUGAGUGUCUUUUUAAAAGAUGCUACUGAGGGGCUACUCCUAAUUGAAUAGGGCAAUGAAUUCCAUAGUUGAGGAGCAGCAGCAGUAAAAGAUCAAUCUCCUAACGUUGUUAAAGUCUUGAAUUUCAAAGGGUUUAGUAGCAGUCCAUCACAAUCGGAGCAUAACUUGUAUUUACAUGCUUCUUUAAGACUAGUAAGUUCCUGGAGAUAAAAAUUCGCUAAGCCAUUGAUAGCCUUAUACGUUAACAAUAAUAUCUUAAAGUCAAUUCGGAAUUUAACCGGCAGCCAGUGCAGAUUAUACAGCAACUUUCUUACAUGGCAGUAUUUGGAUUCCAGGAAAAUUAACCUAGCGGCAGCAUUUUGGACCCUCUACAGCUUAUUAAGCUGGUAAGCUGGCAGGCCAUAGAGCAAGCUGUUACAAUAGUUGACACGACUUGAGACAAAUGCAUGAAUGAGCGUCUCAGUGGACCGCCUAGAAAGAUAUUUCCUAAUUCUUCUUAUAUUAUACAAGUGAUAAAAAAGGUCCUCCAAGUGUUUGAAAACUGAAACUGGUGAUACUGUCAGGGCUAUUUGUCAAAUAGAAGCACAUUAUAUGGUGAAAAUAUAAACAUACGAGGUAAAUUAACUACCUUUUUUAUACAUUGUUGUUUUGGUGAACAAAAUCGUUUUAAUAAAAAAACAAAAAUGCCUUGCGGUGGAUGGUGGCCCAGGGGGCUGGUUGUAAAGCCUCCCCCAGCUUUUUUUUUUCUCAGUGUCAUUACUUCAGAUCACUACCUAGCCAGCUCUUACACUUGGCCUCUUCUCGUUUUAUCCAGGGCCUAACACUUAUUCAAGUUGCCAAGUACCGUAAAUCCUCUUUUAAGCCCCCCAGAGGCCUUUUUUAUUUCAAGCCCAUUUGAGGGGGGUGGGAGGGGGGGCUUAAAAGAGAUGGGGGACUUAUUUAAUUUAGAAAAGAUGAUGGUAUCAGUUCUGCAUAAAGGACUAGAAUACAGUGUGGAAAUGCUCAAGUGCAAGAAGGUUGGAGGUCAUGCAGCCGAGGAUCAGAAUCAAAUCCGAACUUCCAGUUGGUAAUUAAACCAUCCUGGAUCAGUCCACACAAAGUGUUACGGUCGUGACUGAUUAUUAAUACAGUCUAUCAUUUAUUAGUGAAGAAUAACUAGGGCAGAGGAUGGGGGCGUAAUUGAGAGAGACGGCUUAUUAAUUUUCUUCCACUGAAAAGGUGGGGGCUUAUUAGAAGUUGAGAGGGGAUGCUUAUAGAGGAUUUACGGUAUAUGCAUUACUGGUACGCAGGGAAUUGACCAGCUUGGAAGUCCUUUUGGUUCUACGAUUCUAUCUUCCUUUUGCUUCUCCUGAAAGCAGCUGGGGGCAAGGCUUAUGUUAGCCGAGGGAAAUCCCAUGGUUAAGGGACCAUGUUUUUCCAUUAUAAAUAAAGUUAAUCUUAGAUUUUGUAAUGAAAGUUCUACCUUGUUAUUGUCUGAUAGAAAGUUUGCUUUCACUUAGGUUUUGUACGGCAGGGGAUGACAAAAAGCUACGCUACUAUGUGUCCGAUGGUAGAAACUCAUCAACAGUAACACUUUUGGAAGGACAUCUAAGUUACAUCAAUGACUGUGUUGUUGAGCCAGUUUCUGGUCUUGAAGUUGCUAGUGUCAGUGGUAAGUAAUAGCAAUGAUCUGUUUUCUGACCUCAUCUGGGAGUUUAAUGGGUAUUUAUUUAAGCAAAGGCUUGCUUUUUUUCCUUUGGAAAAAAGGGUUUCAAUGUAUAGUUUUACUCAAUUAUUUCAAGUUGCUGUCAAAAUAAUCAAUGUGUUAACUAUCCUAUUAGUAUACUUAUGAAUAUCAACAUGAUAUUUAAUGGAUUUUAUUGUGCAGAUGAUCACACUUGUCGACUGUGGGAUUUAGAGACUGGAACACAGAAAACUUGCAUUCCCCUUAGCUCUGCCGGAGUGAGUGUAAAGUGGCAUCUUCGUGAACCAAACAAGGUACGAAAGUCAAAUCUCUAAAACAUAAAAUAAUUAGUAUAAAUAGUAUAAUCUAAUCAUACUUCGUGCAGUGUUGUUGGAGCAGUUUUCUUAAUGACUUGUCCUAAAGCCUUGGGAAAAGAUUGAAACAAGAUGAAGGCAUGGUUGGGAAAAAUGCUUCUGAUAAACAAUAGUUUCUGUUUACAAAUUACCUUCAAAGGAAUACUAAGGACGGGAGAAUUUGACAUCAGAUCAAGAGUGCUUGAUAGUUUGGACAUACCCCUUCAAAAGGGUUUGUCAUGUCCUGUAUGCCGUCACCAGGGUAUGGAUAAUUUUUGUGUGAAAACAAAAGAACCAAACAAUACAACUCCUAGUACCUUGAAGACUUGUAGGAUUCAUUAUUUUUUGGCAUUCCUUUAUUUGGCUAGGUAAAGGAUGAAGUAGUAUUUGCUGAUUUUCAUUUGUGGCAUAGGCCACUCUGAAAAAUACAAUAAUGUAAUAUGUUUGGGAAGGCUUCAUAUCUAUACCUCACUUUUGCAUUAUCUUUUGUGCACGAUUUGCAGGUGCAGUGCGUCAGUUUCAAAAAUUUGCUCACUAAGUGUAUAUGCAUACAAAUACAAUGUUGCUAAGGUUCAACAUAGACCAGUACCUAAGUUUUCUUAAAAUUUAAUAGGGUGCAGCAAUGAGAGAAGUGAGGUGGAAGGAGCACUCUUUUAAUCAGCUACAGGUUCUAGUGAAAGCCUCUAAAGUGUACUCUGAAUUUUUAUUGUGCCAUUAUAACAAAAUAGACCAGAAUAAUUACCCAUUAUAGAUAAGUAUGUUUCUUUUUGGAAGUUGGUCAUUGCACUUGCAGUUCGUGCAAAGAUCAAAGGGUAAUUUGAACGCAUUUACACGAAGCACUACCCAAAUGGCAAUUUGAGAGUAUUAUGCAGUUUUUCGAAGUGGCCUAUUGAAUGCACCCUCUUUGUUCCAUCACUUCACUCUAGAACAAAUUCUUUAUUAAGUUGAUCUUUCUGUUAUCCAACAGCUGAUGGUAGCACAAAAGAAUGGCCUUGUUCGAUUUUACGACUUGGUCAGCCAACAGCCCAUCAUGUCACUGAGCACAGAACAGCUCCCUCUGAUCUCUGCUGACUGGUGCUCAACAAAUGAUCUGAAGGUCGGGGCUGUUGCAAGAGAUGACUGGCUCAUUUGGGACAUGUCCAAAUCAAGGUGUGUUGGUCUGUGUAGGCUUUAUAAAUAACAGUGCGUAAAAUGGGAGAAUUAUUAUUAUUAUUAUUAUUAUUAUUAUUAAUAGGACUGGGUUAAGUCCAAUUCGGUUUGUAAUCAUAUGAGUGAUUAACAAAAUCGGACGAUCAUACGACCGCAUAGCAGGAGUCCGAUUUGUUUAAUCUUGAGUAUGAUUACAGACCAAAUUAUUGGACAAUACGAAGUUCUGUUACCAAUUAAUCACUACAUGAUAACUAUUAAAUUAAAACACAGGAAAUUCCAAGAGUUUUUUGGCUGGCAGUGAAAAAAGCCAUUUAAGUGCACGAGUGUGUGCGAUGGCGUAUACUGUCCAAUUACUUACCAGGUAUGACAUGUAUUAUCCUAUUACACUGUCCUAUUUAGUGCUGAAAUCAAGGCAGUUGAUAGCCAAUCAAAUUUGAGAAUUUUGUCAUAGUUAUGAUUAACCCAUUUGCCCCUGGAGAUUUUGCCGAGUAAUGCAUUUUGAAGCUAGCCGAGCGGUUUUCUGGUGACUGUUGUGCUAUAUAAAGAGCUAAAACUUACCACAAGGCCAUUUACAGGUCGUACACUUUGCAGUCUUCUGAUCCAGAUGUAAAAUAUUAGCUUGCGCAGUUCGGGCAUGUGCAGAAAGCAAAAUUUUGAGAUAGUUUUUGGGUUUAAAAGUGACACAGCAAUCUUGACUAUUAUUUUCCGCUUUCUCUCCCCCUCUUUUCUCUCUUUUCUUGCCUCUUUUGUUUUUCUCUUGCUGGGCACGUAGUAGGCUUCAUUUUGAUGUGAAAAGCUUUUAGGACCUUAGGAUUAGAUGAAAGGAAAGGUAGGUGGGUAGUGGAACAACAUUUUCAUAGAUCUUUUCAAGUCAAUGUUACAUUGUUUUUUGCCUUUUUUCUCUGGUGUCCUUGUCUGAACUGUGCUCAUUCUGGUAUGGUUUGAAAGAUCUCUGCACUCUGCACAAGUUAGCGGACAAAGUUAUCCUUGACAAUCAAAACUGAUGAGGUCUGAAGCAGUAGAAAGGAAGUGGAUCCACACGGGGGGUUAUGGGGGGCUCAGGGGCGAAUGGGUUAAUAAUUAUCAUUAUUACGAGGCAGUAUAGCUGAGUGGUUAGCGCGUCAAGUGUUCAGCGUACUGAGUGGUCAGCAUGUCGAAAUUUCAAUCCUGGCGUCCUGGGUUCAAGUCCCUCUCUGGCAACUUGCUGGAUUUGUUCUGGGUUGUCAGGAGUUCAAAAACCUUGGCCACACUUGCACGUAGCCAACUGCUUGCCUCCUACCAGUUGGGGUUUUCUAAUCCUGUUAUGUUCUAUUUGGAUUUUUUUUUUCUAAUAAUUGAGUGGAGUGCCUGUAAACUAGCUGAGUAUAAAAUGAGGCUAAGUGCACUUUCCACUGUAAACAAACUUUUAACCUUUUUCUAUAAGGUUUUAACAACUGAAGGGAUCCACAAGAUAUAUUACUUUAGCUUAAUAUAGAAUGUGAAAUGUGAGGGAUGAUGUCCAUAUCCCUCUCUUGUGCUUCUUCUGUCUUGUGUGCAGCUAUUUGUAAAUAUCUUAUUGAUAGAUAAUAAUGAUACAAUUCACAAAUGCCUUUGGCUGGCACUAAACCCACUAAGCAAUUUAUGUGAAGACAGCAGGAGGAAAAUACUAAGAUCUUGAUAUGCAUACUUAUUUUUACCUUAAUUUUACCAUUAUUUGUCCAUUAUCCACAUUCUGUUCUUGUUACAGUUUGCCUGAGGCUACCGAACAGGCUCAUCCAGAUGGGGUGUGCAAAUUUAGGUAACAAAAUAAUACACCUUGCUACUUUCUCCAGUUACCAGCACGUACAGCUGUACAUCAUUAACAGUUUAUAUGGUUUACAAACUGGACCAUACAACGUAACAACAAAAAUUUGUAGGUAGCCGGGGUGCCCAAUGUAUGAUUUCUAUGUAAAACUAAGAUCUUCUUGUUGCUUGAGCGCAAAGUCAGGUGCCAGGGGCCACCGGGCAGUGCUGCUACAGUACAGCCUUGACUACCCGCCGGUUGACAGUCCUUUGUAAUCACCAAAGGCAUGAGCUUUUAACCCUCUAAGCUCCAAUAUUCACAUUCAAAUUCUCCAAACUGAUCUCCAUACAUUUCCUUACAGAAUUAGUUGAGAGAAUUUGUUCAAAGAUCGAAGCAUUUUCCCUUAGGUGAUCAUUUUAUUAAUUCUCAUAAACUUUUCUUUUAAUUAUGUUUUAACAUUGUUGGGAGAAAAUGGAUGUUGGUCACUCUUGGGACUUAAAGGGUCAAGAAAAGUUUGUUUGCUGGAUAACAUCAUAUUUUUACCUCUAUGACCAGGGUUUUGCUUUAUAAUUGUGCACAUUAGGGCUUUUGUUAUUUAAACAUUGCUGGAAAAAAGGAAAAGGGAUGAAAGGCAAAACAAAAAGGAUUCUGGGAGUAGCAGUAAAAUGACGCCAUCGUGCAAAAUAAUUAUGGCCUAUUAAAAAUGAAUUAUACAGCCAGGCGAAUGAAUAUUGUUUUGUUUGCUUCUUACCACAGGUGGUCUAAUGUACAUGAAAACCUGUUUGCAACAACUGGCCGCCCCGGUAACCACAUUAAUGUCUACCACAUGGAACAUCACAAAGUUAGUUUUUUAUAAGGAAUUACAAUAUGUAAUAUAAUCAUCAAAGAUAAAUUUUUGAGCUACAAGAUAUGAUUAUUUUCCACCAAAAUCGACGAGUUGUGAUGAUGCAGUUUUGAAGAAAAGGCUGUAAUAGUUGAAGAGUACAAGUUUAGUGGCGCAGCUGGUGUCUCAGAACCCCUACCCCCUUACAGGCUUUUCUGUGGCUUAGUCACUUUUGGGCAAAUAUAAUUUUCACAAUCCCAACUUAGUCACUUUCUGUCACUUUUUUUAACCACAAAUCUUCCCAAUUUUAAAACCCUGUUUACCAGAAUUUUCUUACCCUCAAAAUCCUGAAAAUGUGCUACCUGGCACCAUUCUAGUAACUAUUGAAAAUGUAAUCCCAUUAUAAAUAGUAAAUCCUGUCCCAAAAAUGCGUCCCCAUCUAGCGGCUCAUCCCCAUUCUAUUACUAAAUAUGUUGCCCCCGGACAUCUUUCCUGCCCAUCUAGCUGACUUGUCACUCUUUUAUUUAACAGAUGCCAGUUUCGUGUCAGAUGUCUGUAGGUGGAGGUCUUUCCUGGCAUCCAUCUUUACCAGUGUGUGCAACAGGUGGUGGAGAUAAGGUUCACUUAUGGUUUCUAGAAGUGUAGCUGCCUAGAACAGGGACUUUGUCAAUCAAGCAACAGAAAAACUAUAUUUUACUAAGAAGUCAGGAAGCGAAAAGGAAUCUUGAGUUCACAACCAUUCCUGUAUGAAAUUUCAGGUUCCAAACAGGUUCCAAGUAUACAUUGUCAGAAACUUGAAUUUUUUAUGUACAGAUUUUGAUGGGAUAGUCCUCGGCAGAGUAUCUGUACAUUACAUGCUUACCAAUAUUACUGGAGGUUAUCAAUGGUAUUUUGACUUCCUGACCCCAGGA
This is a messenger RNA of Porites evermanni, 26653 nucleotides long. The record is from the annotation of a GenBank genome assembly. Lineage: Eukaryota; Metazoa; Cnidaria; Anthozoa; Scleractinia; Poritidae.